Molecule: messenger RNA, 159 nt
Organism: Cinara cedri
Lineage: Eukaryota; Metazoa; Arthropoda; Insecta; Hemiptera; Aphididae
Source: the annotation of a GenBank genome assembly
AUGACUGGAAAAUCGCAUCUGAAUGCUACUGUCGUUCCGGGCAAGACUGACGGUACGACACAGCGCGUCAUACCUCCGGCCAAUACUCAAUCUCCCAUUGGCUCUGAUCCACCAAGUGAGAACAGCAAUUAUUAUAAAAUUGAAUUGUGUACAUUAUAA